Abrus precatorius (Indian licorice) is the source of this 1768-nucleotide messenger RNA. Its product is annotated as protein DEFECTIVE IN MERISTEM SILENCING 3-like. The record is from RefSeq and is a predicted model, not a curated record. The coding region runs from base 75 to 1391 and encodes 438 amino acids. The transcript is spliced from 8 exons. NCBI's taxonomy places the organism in Eukaryota, Viridiplantae, Streptophyta, Magnoliopsida, Fabales, Fabaceae.
UGCCCCUUUCAUUUCUCAAAUUUCACGUUCCGCAAACUCAAGACUCAGAGGGGAGAGUUCUCACUCCCUCAGUCAUGUUUCAAUCACCCACUCCCAAUACCAGCAACCAGCAUUCAGUUCAUACAAAUGCACUAUCCAUUCAAGGGUCUUCUUCGGCAUUGGUGCCACUGCCAGUGAAUUUAAAUGUAAACUCUAUCAAUACACACAACAGUGUGGAAAAUGCUGAAUUUCUACAAGCACAAUGCUUUGUUCAAAAUUCCCAGAAACAAGAAGAUGUUCUACGUGCGUUAGGGAUGAAAAUUAAGCAGCAUGAAGACAACUUAAAUCAUUUGAACACUGAAAAAAGAAAAUUGGAUGACUCCAUUCUUCAUUUGCAAGUUUCUAUUGGGAAAUUAGAGUCUUCAAGUACAACAAAGAUUGGUGAUACCGAUAAUCCUCACCCUACAAUUGACGAGGAAGUAAAUAAACAGAUAUUGCAGCAAGACAAAUCUGCUGCUGGUAUUUUAUGCCAGCUGAAAAUUCGUCAUGGAGCUCAGGCUUCUCAUCUUACAUUGAUAAAAGAUGUUGUGGGUAUUGUCACUCUGCUGGGCAAAGUUAAGGAUGACAAUCUUAGCAGACUUUUCUCAGAGUAUCUAGGAGUGGAGACUAUGCUUGCAAUUGUUUGUAGAACUUAUGAAGGGGUUAAAGCUCUUGAAAUGUAUGAUAAGGAAGGCUGCAUAAAUAAAAGUUGUGGUCUUCAUGGGCUGGGUGCCUCUAUUGGAAGGGCUUUGGAUGAUCGAUUUCUAGUGAUAUGUCUUGAAUCUUUGAGGCCUUAUGCUGGAAAAUAUGUGGUUGAUGAUCCACAACGGAUGUUGGAUAUUUUAAACCCAAGAUUGCCCAAUGGGGAGUGUCCUGCUGGAUUUCUUGGCUUUGCCGUGAAUAUGAUUAGUAUAGACAACUCAAACCUAUUUUGUGUAACUCCCAGUGGUUAUGGCCUCAGAGAAACUCUGUUUUAUAAUCUCUUUUCUCGACUACAAGUAUAUAAGACAAGGGCUGAAAUGAUACAAGCACUUCCUUGCAUAAGUGAUGGAGCUCUUUCUUUAGAUGGAGGAAUGAUCAGGAGUUGUGGUGUAUUUUCUUUGGGCAAUAGGGAAGAUGUUGAUGUGAGAUUCCCCCCACCAGAAAGAUCAAUGGGGCUUGAUAACGACCUUGAAAUUGAAAGGCAGUUGAAGGAUGUCAACUGGAAGAAAGAAAAGAUUAUGGAGGAAAUAAACAGGGAACAGGCAUUAUUGGAUACGGCGAAGGUCAAUUUCAAUAAAAAGAGGAGUGAUUAUGUCAAGUAUUUAGAGCAAGCUUCAUCAGCUGCAACUCAGGCUCAGACCACUUCUGACAGAUUUAUAUCUAGAUCAUGAAAUCAAGGCUGACAGGAAACUAUGAAGAGGAGAGCCCAUGGCUUGCAACUUGUUUUUGUUCUUGAGCUUGGCGCUCAUAUCCAUUUUCUUAUCUGGCUCUGGAUGGAGAAUGCUGUUCUCAUUUUGAUUUCUUAAGUUUGAAGAUAAAUUUUGGAUAGAAAACAAGUACAUCGUGUUUUUUUUUUUUUUUGAGCUAGAGGCCUUUCUUCAAUUACGGGCUUCAUUUUUCUUCAAGUUUUUCUGUGUAGAAAAAUCAGAUUAGCCUUCGAGGCACUGAUAUCAGGUUUAACCCGUCAGUAUGCAUGAUUACCCUUCAAGACACAAGAAGCUAGGACCACCAUUUUCUUGGUUCCUUGUAUAUCUGUUAGCUCACCGUA